AUGCCACCCAAGAAUCCACGCGGGAGACCCGCAACAAACCGUGGGGAUGGAGAAGAUCCAAACCCUAACAUCGCUCAACUUGUGGAACUAUUGCGUCAGCAAACAAAUACAUUAGUGCAGCAACAACAAUUGCUUCAGCAACAAAUGCAACCACCUCAACCACCUCCAGCUCCUGUUACGACCUUUAAAAUCUUCCAAUCAGUCAAACCCCCUGAGUUUCAAGGAACUCAGGAUCCCGUAGAAGCCCAUGCUUGGCUCAAAGAGAUAGAGAAGGCUUUCGCCUUAGUGAAUGUUGGAGAUGACCAAAAAGUUGAAUAUGCUACUUACUUUCUAAAAGGCGAGUCAAAUUAUUGGUGGGAAUCAGCUAGAGCUUUAGAAGCUACUGCAAUUAUUCCAUGGGAUAGGUUUAAAAGGAUAUUCUUGGAUAAGUAUUUUCCUCGUUACAUGCAAACUCAGAUGGAAAUGAAGUUCUUUGAAUUGAAACAAGAGAAUAUGACAGUUGGGGAGUAUGAAAAGAAAUUUACGGAAUUGGCAAGAUUUGUUGGUGAUUAUGUUGAUACAGAAGAAAAAAGGGCGAAGAGGUUUCAGCAAGGAUUGAAGCCCUGGUUAAGGAGUCGUGUAGCAGCUUUCGAGCUGACUACAUACGCAGAAGUUGUUCAGAAAGCUAUGGUAAUCGAAGGAGAAAGUGGUGCGUUUGCUACAGACUGCCCAUAA
Daucus carota subsp. sativus is the source of this 714-nucleotide messenger RNA. RefSeq lists its product as uncharacterized. The record is from RefSeq and is a predicted model, not a curated record. The transcript has a single exon. The coding region runs from base 1 to 714 and encodes 237 amino acids. NCBI's taxonomy places the organism in Eukaryota, Viridiplantae, Streptophyta, Magnoliopsida, Apiales, Apiaceae.